UUGGGUUGACAGAGGGAGUGCAGUGCAAGGCAAAAGAGAGAGAGAGAGAGAGAGAGAGAGAGAGUGUGCAGGGUCAGCAGCAAUAGCAAGAGGUAUUAUCAGACUCUUUAAGGAAUUUGCAGACCUUCCUCAGCUCCGUCUUAUCCUUUUCUCGUGAUCUCUCUCUCUCUCUCUCUUGUUUCUCUCUCCUCAUAGUGUUCCCCUUCAGAUUCUUCCUCUUUCUUCUUCUUCCCUUCUUUCCAAGGCUGUGCUUAUAAUGCUAGCUGCCACAGACCUAGAUAGACACUUCCAACUGGUUUCUGAGUCUUAAAAGUUGAGAGGUUAAAUCUGAAAAUAGAGCGAGUCUUUUCCUUCGAAAAAACCAAACCCAAGAGCUAGACAGAUUAGAACAACAUAUAGGACUUUUCUCACGAGAAGUUUUGGGGAAGACCCAGGUGGUGAAAAAGUUUGGAUUUUGGUCUAUCUGGGUUUUGAGAAGGAAAAAAAAUGAGUACUAGUAGUAGCUGUGGAAGAAAUGGUGCUGUUAGGCCUUAUAUAAGAUCCAAAGUGCCUCGUCUCAGGUGGACUCCUGAGCUUCAUCACUGCUUUGUUCAAGCCAUUGAGAGGCUUGGAGGCCAUAAAAAGGCUACUCCAAAACUUGUUCUUCAGAUUAUGGAUGUCAAAGGACUCACCAUUUCUCAUGUCAAAAGCCAUCUCCAGAUGUUUAGAAGCAUGAGGGGUGACCUUAGUAGAGCACCUGCAGAUGGGAGUUUCACGCAGCAAAGAAAGCAAAGUUUUGAAGAGCAUAGUGAUGGGUGUCUUGAUCAUGAAGUAAAUGUUAUGGGUUUGCUCUCGGCUUCAAAAUUCAUCCCGGAAUCAGAUCCUCAGGUCAUCUACAGUGUUCCACGCCGGUCAAAACCCAUCAGAGAAUCAGAUCCUCAGGCCAUGUACACUAAUCCCAGCAGUUCAAAAAGAGCUAGAAUCGAGACGACGAGCUGUUCAGUCUCAGAGCAGCAGCAGCGGCAAUGGAGACAAACAACACAUGAAACGGCACCGUACACUUUUGAUGAUUAUGGCCUGGUGCUGGCAAAUGGGGUGUCUCUGCCACAGCAGCAUCAUUUUCUUCACAACUUCAACCCCUUCUUCAAAUCUGCACUGCAGGAAUCUGAUUUCUUCAAGAUUGAUGAAAAGCAUGAACUGAAAAUGCAUAAACAGGAGAGUAGAGGAAGAGCACACACCGAAGGUGGAGACUGUCAGUUAUCAUUGUCUCUCUCGUUGCCUCAUCCCUCUUCUCACAUGAGCAAUGCUUCUUCAAGUGAAGAGAUGGGUGGUGCAAUCUCAUCAUUAAACUAUAAAGACUGUUCUGCCUUUUCUUCGGCAAAUCGUGGUGUUGAUUUGAAUCUUUCCAUUGCUCUCUGUGGUAACUGAUGUCAGCUGUAAAAAAAAAAAAAAAAUAUCAUCUGAUUAGCCAAGUAGAUUCGAGUCAAUGGGAUUUAGGACUUUCUAUUAGUUACUUCUUGGCUGCAGUUCUUCAUGGGAUUUAGUAAGGUUUAGCUUUUAGUUACUGAAAUCCCACUUCUGAUUCUAGAGGGGUAGUUUUCUCUGUUAAAAAAAAAAAACUAUUAGUAUUUCAAUUUGAUACGAAGAGCUAUUACCCUUCACUUCA
This is a messenger RNA of Rosa rugosa (rugosa rose), 1645 nucleotides long. RefSeq names its product myb family transcription factor MOF1-like. Gene Ontology annotation, molecular function: DNA-binding transcription factor activity; DNA binding. Bases 487 to 1407 code for a protein of 306 amino acids. The record is from RefSeq and is a predicted model, not a curated record. Lineage: Eukaryota; Viridiplantae; Streptophyta; Magnoliopsida; Rosales; Rosaceae. The transcript has 6 exons.